GAAGAACUCUCUAGGCCCCUGAAGAACCGAAAACACCCACAUCAAGCGACAUCCGUGGAACGUCAGUCAGACAAUAUGGCUGCCGUAACCAAUCACAUUGCCAGUAGCAGGAACUUUAGCCGCUCUAGAGUCCCUGCGUUGAAAGUCAAGACUACUGUGGGGGAUCCAGUCGGUUUUGAUGGAAAAGGAAAAGCACUUGCAUCCGAUGACUGGCGCAAGUAUGCGUCUGCCCCUGGAAUGUCCAACAAGGGGAACCUCCGUAAAAAGAUUGCUCAACGGUCGAGCGCUACAGAGCACUCCAUGGAAAUGCCUCGCGAACCUGGGUUCUACCGCCCGAACGACGGCCAAACUGCUUAGGAAGUGGUUUCAUCAGCACCAGGAGAUCGCUCAGUCUCAAACCAAUCAAGGGUGCACUCUACAGGCACUUCUGAACAUUCACUUGACUCGGCUCAGAAACCAAUAGUGGUUUGUAUUGAAGACAUGAAGCCAAUGCUCAUGAACGUCAACGGCGAAAACAUACCAUUACCUAACCGAUUCACUUUUGACAUCCGCCCUAGGUGCUUCAAAAGCGACAACUCCAAUGAUUCAUCCAGCUCCCCUACCUUUGGAGAACUCAAACGCGUCCUAGAUCCCAGAAUCCUCAGCGGCAAAAUUUCCUCCGACUGGUUGACUAUCAACCGCGAGCUCCCGGACGAUAUCCAGGCUUUGCUAAACACUAUUCGGGAACUCCCCACAUCAGAUGCCCCUUCUAGAAAGCCCGAGAAUUGCCCAUACGAUGCGUCCCUGUCUAGCAAUAGACCCCAGGAUCUCAAAGACAGUACGGGCGCGUCUGAACGUUCGGAAACAAAGCCUCGAGAUGACGAGGAGGAACGCUUUCGCAACAUGAUCAACCGUCUCCAAAAGCGCCUGCCAACUCCAUCCUUGGUAAAGCCCAGGGUACCAAGCACCAAGUUACAACCUGCUGAUCCCGCCAUUUUGUCUGCCAAACUGAAGGAUGGUGCAGUGUUCGAAAAUACCCAACUGAACCAAGUCACCGAGCCGCACCCUGAAAGGAAGGGCAAAUUCAGCGACUCUGGGUACGCCAGCGGUAGUAACCCAUCGUGCAUCGUACAUUACUCAACGUCGGAGAGCUCUAGGGAUUUCCAAGACGAUCCCGCUGCGGCCACCAAAAGAAGUUUGGAGGCCCAAAGCGCAACCAAGAAACUAAACCCUGCAGCAGCUGAGUUCAGAAUUUCGACUGAUAGUGUACAUCUGCCAGUGCUCUCUCCCAAGAAGCUAUCUCGUGGCCCACUUACAUCGCUUCUUUUCAACCCAACUCCUGAUGUGGCUGUGGCCGGGGCUCUCCCCUCGUUGGAUAGGCUACAAACUGCUCAGACGAGGCAGGACAUAGGCAUUGCAGUUGAUAUGUUGCAGGUUCAACAGCCAAGUCCGGUCAAGUCUGGUAUGAAGGCCAAACAACGAAAAGCCUCUCAGGUUUCGCCCACCCAGCAACCUUGCCUUCCUCCUAUCCAACAUUUUUAUAAUCCCGCUCUGUCCGAUGUCAAUUCCAUGGCUCUUACCCAUCCCAGCUUGAGCUUACAGCCACAGAAACCCAAUGCAGCUCUGUCAUUCUCCCCUACUCCAUGGAUUGGAGGACCAGGGUUGGGCAACUUUGGGACAUUUCCACCACUUACCGCCCCAUCGAUGGCAGUUCCACAGUUCAACAUGCAAUCUCCGGAUAUGGCAGCAACUUUGGGGACUGGAACUUUCCUACCUUCAAUGCGGCCGCCCAUUCCACCCUUUGCGUCGGCUCCUAUCAGCGGCUUAGGAUCGAUGUACCCUCAGGCCGCAGUGCCAGCAAUGCCGCCAGUACAACCGUCGAUUCCACUGACAGGCGCAGGUCAACAAGCUCAGCCAGGAUCUAAGGUUGACCGCCCUUAUUUUCCCGUCACAACGAAGCCUCGGGUUCCGGAUCCGAUCAAGCAACAACAGUACGAGGAGUAUUUGGAAUGGCGCAAGGCCAAUGAGCCCGGAUACCACAUCAAGUGCAAGAUCCGACAGGCGAAUCGCGUGGUGCGUCAGCAUCAAUACCAAGCCGAGGCUCCCAAGCUUGAGGAACCGGGCAUCUCGCUUGCAUGGAAAGCGAUUGCUGAAAAGGCCAAGGCUGUGGUGGGAGCGGCUGAAGCUCGCCGUGCGGCGGAGAAGAAGUCGAAGCAGAACUCGGUGGUGGAAGAGUUCAAAGCCAAGAUCAUCGAGAGGGUCAUGGGGAGCUCUGAGACGAAGGAUGACAAGGAGGACUCUGAAAAGAAGAUGGAAGACGAACAGGCGGUUGAGAAAGAAGCCGAAAAAGCGACAGAGGACAAGGUAAUGGCUGAGAAAAUAACUGAGAAGACGACUGACAAGACAGCUGAGAAAACGGAAGAGGUUAAGGAAGGAGUGAAGGUAUGAUGUGGAAGAAAGCACAUAUUGGUAUUGGGAGCGAGUGGGGAUAAACAAAAUUGCUGCGGUUCUUAAUUCCUCUCAUAUGUAUACCAUGGAGAAGAAGAGACUGAGGAUCUCUUCUCUCAUGCUGACAUUCUUACUGGCGUCGGAUUUAGGGACUUGUCAUCACAGUUUAUGGUUAUCAAGACGAUGCGGAGCAUCGAUUUAUAGGUUAACCUCGCUAUAGUUAUGGUCGGCGGUUGUUAUUGAGCUAAAGGUGUCUGGGGAGAUUCUGUGAUACAUGCGGGUAUGGUUAUGAUUGAAAGACCAUCAUAUUGGU
Messenger RNA from Neurospora hispaniola, 2740 nucleotides. RefSeq lists its product as uncharacterized. The transcript has a single exon. The record is from RefSeq and is a predicted model, not a curated record. Lineage: Eukaryota; Fungi; Ascomycota; Sordariomycetes; Sordariales; Sordariaceae. Bases 481 to 2427 code for a protein of 648 amino acids.